AUGUUGUUGUCCACGCUGCGUCUCUGCUGUCUGCUCAGCGGCUGUGUCCUCAUCAACUGUUCAGUCUUCCUGGAACCUCCUGUUGCCGGUCAGAUUCUGCGCUCCUCCUCCAGGUGGCGCCGGGCGAACUCGGGUCUGGAGGAGAUGUUUCCUGGAGACCUGGAGAGGGAGUGUUACGAGGAGCGCUGCUCCCAGGAGGAGGCAGCCGAGAUCUUCCACAGCCAGGAGAAGACGCUGGAGUUCUGGUUCAGAUACAUCAGUCUGAAUCCAUGUGAGACCAAUCCCUGUCUGAACAGAGGAAUCUGCACCAUGGACCGAGGAGACUUCACCUGUCUGUGUCUGCCAAAGUAUCGAGGAAAGACCUGCGAGUCAGAGGUGUUGGAGUGUGUCUAUAAGAAUGGCGGCUGUCAGCAGUACUGCAGAGACCUGCCGGGGGGCGCCGGAGUUCAGUGUGACUGUGCUGACGGAUACAAACUGGAGGCUGAUGGACGGAGCUGCUCUGCAGCAGUGGCGUUCCCCUGUGGCGUGCAGCAGGAAGAGUGGCGCUUCCGUCGCUUUGAAUGGGUCAACGUCACCAUGGAGACGGACUACAACAGUACUGGCAUGACUGAGUUGACAGCGAACACAUCAUGGGAGAGAGGGCCCCCCCAGGACCUGGGGGGAGGGUCCUGGGAGCCCCGAAUCGUCGGGGGACACCUGGAGAGACGAGGGGGGAGUCCCUGGCAGGUCCUGGUCCGGAGGUCUGAUGGUUUUGGGUUUUGUGGAGGAGCUCUGGUUUCUGAUCGAUGGGUCAUUUCUGCAGCUCACUGCUUCCAGGAGGGUGCAGCAGACCAUGUGACUAUAGGUGAUUUGGAUAAGAAGCGUCCUGAUGAAGAUGAGCAGCUCAUAAAGAUCCAGAAGAUUAUUCUUCAUCCUCAUUUUCACUCCUUCACCUUCGACAGCGACAUCGCCCUCCUCUUCCUCGCCCGGCCGGCACUCCGAGGCCCGACGGCGACACCGGUGUGUCUGCCUGACACACACCUGAGCUCCUACCUGCUGAGGGACCAGAACUAUGGCGUGGUGACAGGUUGGGGCUCCACCCACUACCUGCGGCGCUCCUCACGCUUCCUGAGACGAGUGUCGGUCCCAGUGGUCUCUCACAGCGACUGCACCUCCAGCACUGAGCAGGUGAUCACAGACAACAUGUUCUGUGCCGGGUUCCUGGACGGCACCAAAGAUUCCUGCAGCGGCGACAGCGGCGGUCCCUUCGUGGUGAACUACCGCGAGACCUGGUUCCUGACCGGGGUCGUCAGCUGGGGCGAGAAGUGUGCCGCCAAGGGAAAAUACGGAGUCUACACCAGACUGGGCAACUUCCUGACCUGGAUCAGAGACACCAUGACCCAUGAAGAGCAGCUGGAGGCCCAGGACCCGAUGAACAACCAGCACCUGUCAGGGACUGAGAGGCCGGUCCUGACAGUGACCCAGGAUCCAGUGAACAACCAGGACCUGUCAGGGACUGAGAGGCCGGCCUUGAUGGUGACCCAGGACCCAGUCAACAACCAGGACCUGUCAGGGACUGACAGUCCGGUCCAGACGGUGACCCAGGACCCAAUCAACAACCAGGACCUGAUGGGGACAGAGACGCCAGUCCUGAUGGUGACCCAGGAUCUGAUGAAGAACCGGGACGGUCCUCUGGCUGAUUUCUCGAAGCGCAGUCGAAGUGCAAAGUUUCGUCUCGUUCCAAAGUUCACGAAAGACAAAAACAACAAGAACAAAGAGACGUCUGAAACUCUGUCCAUACCAGUCCAUCAGUGGGGAACAGAGGAAGUUGGACUCUGGUUGGACAGACUUUGUCUCACUGAGUAUAAAGAAAUCUUCGUUGGACACGACAUCCGAGGAGCUGAACUGAUUCACCUGGAGAGGAGAGACCUGAAGGACCUGGGAGUGACCAAAGUGGGCCACAUGAAGCAGAUCCUGCUGGGAAUUCGAGAGCUGAACAGGAACAGCAGCGCCAGCGAGGCCUGAAGGCCACAAGGUCGAUCCAUCUGCUGAGGUGACAGAUGCCAGCUCUGCUCUACCUGACCCCUGACCUCUGACCUCUCAGGACUCACUGUGAAAACCUACAGAAGAACCAAUCAGAUGAUUCACUCGUGCCUUGUAAUUCACCUGGAGCCCAUCAGGGCAUCAUGGACCACUGCAGAUCCAGAUCCAGAUCUAAUGCAUUCCA
Salarias fasciatus (jewelled blenny) is the source of this 2206-nucleotide messenger RNA. RefSeq names its product coagulation factor IX-like. Gene Ontology annotation, cellular component: extracellular region. The transcript is spliced from 14 exons. Gene Ontology annotation, biological process: signal transduction; proteolysis. Bases 1 to 2004 code for a protein of 667 amino acids. The record is from RefSeq and is a predicted model, not a curated record. Gene Ontology annotation, molecular function: protein homodimerization activity; serine-type endopeptidase activity; protein heterodimerization activity. NCBI's taxonomy places the organism in Eukaryota, Metazoa, Chordata, Actinopteri, Blenniiformes, Blenniidae.